Molecule: messenger RNA, 3784 nt
Organism: Ruditapes philippinarum (Manila clam)
Lineage: Eukaryota; Metazoa; Mollusca; Bivalvia; Venerida; Veneridae
Product: probable methyltransferase-like protein 24
Exons: 6
Coding region: 25-1029 (334 amino acids)
Source: RefSeq, a predicted model, not a curated record
AGACAACAUCCGGUGGAUGACAGAAUGGUGCUUGUGUCAAGGUCAUUUGUAUCGAGAAACACGUAUACACUAGCAAUAACGACAACUCUGAUUGUUAUUCUUACAGCAUACGGAUACAACAAUGGUAUAUCAAUGAGCAUGUUUCAGCAUGAUAGAUAUAGUAUAUUUGAUCGGGAUAUAAAUGAGAGUUUACUGUACCGGAUACCGUCUGACAAUCAACUAGAUGGUAUGGACGAUAACACAUUGUAUCAUACAUUCUGGAAGUAUAUAAAUUUGCCGCAAUAUCGUUGUUAUAAUAGAACGAGACUUGGUCCAACCAAGAGCGACAAGGGAAAGAAUAUUUGCGCAGACGACAAAUUCAAGCCUGCACCAUCAUCCUGUCUGGUGUAUUCAUUUGGGUCUAACUUUGACUUUCAAUUUGAGGAAGCAGUUUGGAGAACUUACAAAUGUGAAAUACAUACAUUUGAUCCUAGUCGAUCAGUAACUGGUGUUACUAUACCAAAUGAAGUAAACUUUCAUCUGAUUGGGUUAUCAGGCAAAAGUUACAUCCGAUCAUCACCUGAGAAUUGGAGAACUCUUCAAAAGGAAAGUCGUACAGACUGGAAAAUGCAAACACUUAAUGAAAUAAUUAAGUCCCUUAACCACACAAACAGAAAUAUUGACAUCUUAAAGAUUGAUAUAGAAGGAUGGGAGUGGAGUACACUACCGGAGAUUAUUACCUCAGGAGUUCUUCCAUAUGUUAAACAAAUUUGUAUUGAAAUUCACUUUGGUUAUGGAUUCCAAGUUUUAUAUAAAGCAAAGAAACCCGUGGCGGUAAAGUUCACAUCCGAAAAAUGGGGAAACGUUGAGAUUCCGGAUCAGUUGAAGGUGUUAAGAAACUUAAAUGACACCGGUUUUCGAAUAUUUAUGAUCGAUCCCAUAAGACAUUGGGGAACUAGACAUGUUCAUAGUCCUGCACUAGAUGUUGACACUCUAAUGGAACUUUCACUAGUGAAUAUAAAUAAAUUAGCUAUAGUUCCAGGUAGUUAAUAUUUCAUUGGAAUAGCUGUCAUAAGAAAUAGUUCAAACAGUUUUACAAGGUACAGGGAACUGCAGUGAAACCUGGAAAAAUCCAGUACAUGAACACUAUGAAAACAUGUAGUUCCAUGGAAUUAAGACUUAAACACAGUCAGUUAGUAUAAGUGUUUUAAGAAAGGAGUUAGUGUAACUUGUUUAUACAAAAAGUUUUUAGAACUAAUAUGGUAAUGACAUUAAAGCUAGUUCACAAAGAAGCUAGACCGAUAAUUUAUAAAAAAUGUUUGGUAAAUCAUUUCAUAUGAAGUUUGGAAAUUUUUCAUUUUUUUAAACAUUUGGAUAUAUUAUCUAUUUAUCGAUCUUUUGAUAUAGAUCGGAACGUCAAUUUUAUGUUUCAUUAUAAUGUUGUGUGAUAUUUUUUUUAUCAAAUGAAAUAAGAAAGAUUGUGCAAAAAUAUCUACGCAUGGUGAUCUAGUCAGAGGUUUUGAAAGUUAUCCCCAGGAUACUUCAAUAGUUAAUGUGAAAACCUUACUGCUUGAAUAUGACAAAAAAGGAAUGUUAAAACAUGUUUGGACAACAAGUCAUUUCACGUGAUUGUUGUCAACCAUACAAACCUUUUUAUAUACAAUUAUGAACAACAACAACAACAGCCACCACCACCACCACCGCAACGACAACAACAACAACAGACGUGGAAAUUUUGCUGUUGAAGAGAGCAAAGUUAAAUAAUUUCUUUAAUAGUUUUUAUUUUGAUUUAUGUGAACAACGAUCGAUUCAGUGGAUGACUUGUGAAAAAUAAUUCUUGGUGAUGAACGUAAAUACUGUCAUAUCAGAAAAAAACAUUUACCAACGAAAACAUUGUUUGAAGCUGCAACGAUACAUUUUAUAUUUAACUACAUGAAGAGAUUGAUUUUAGAAUUAUCAAGCCAUUGAAGUGAUAUAUUUAUUUUUUAUAUAAAGAAAAGAAUCAACGGUUUUGGUUAUAUUUUUUGGUCAUUAUUUACUAGUACAGUACUUAAUAAAUGACCUUGCCCUUGAAGGUCAAAUUGUUAAUUAUGCUUGAUUUGUACCAUAACUGGCUAUUACUUUUUUAUUUAUGAAUACAUUGCUUCAUACUUUGAUACAACUAAAGACCUUCAAGAACACUAAACUUAAAUUUUACCUUGUAUCAUAAAUGAUUUUGAUCUUGAAGGUCAGAUUAUUGAAUUUUGUAAAUAUAUAAUUUGCUAUCACUUUAUUACAUUUAUGAAUAGACUGUCUACAUACUUUGACACAGCAACGCUUAGAACUAGAACGAGAACUUCAAGGCGAUGAUUUAAUGCAUGUGACUUUAUAUUUGACUUUAACAUUCAAUGUCAUAUUAUUGAAUUUUGCCUAAACUGCCAACACCUUUGACAAAACUAACAUGUUGAAUAAUAUAUUUCGCAUAUGAUCUUGACCUUUGAAUGCCAUAGAUCGCCAGGAUCAAAUUUUUGUUUAAAUUAUCAUAACGUGAACAUAUUCAUUCAUACUAGGACAAAAUAACAUUUUUACAAAACUGACUGUUUAAAAUUUAAAUGUGACCUUGAUCUUUAAAUAACCCAGGUCGCUCAAGACCAACUUAUUGUAUUUUGCUUAGAUUUCUAUAAAAUGGUAUUUAUCAAUUGAUUUAAUGCAUGGAGAAAACAGCAAUUAUGACAAAACCUACAUGUUGGACAUGUUGGAUGAUUCAAAGAUAGCAUUGAUCUUAAUAUAACCUUAACGUCAAUGUAAAGUUAUUAAAUUAAUGUAAGUUCUAAAUUGUGAUAACUUUAUUUUUAAAGGUAACUUUAAAUUAUACUUCGACAAAACGACUCCUGUAUUUUGCUUAAAUUGUCAUACCUUUGAUAUGUUUUUACGGUUUUGAAAUAUACUUGGACAUGACCAAAACAACGCCAAUGACAAAACGGACGUGUUGAAUAAUUGAAAUAUGGCCUUCACUUUAAAAUGGUCUUAGCCGUUCAUGUCUAGCUAAUGAAUAUUGCUUAUAUUGACAAAAUUUGCUACCUAUUUAUUGAUUUGAUAAAUACUUUGACAAAACUAAGCUCAUCACAAGACCGACAUGUUGGAUAAUUUGAAUCUGACCUUAACAUGACCAUGACCGUGAUGAUAAAGUCAAUGAAUUUUGCUUAAAUUGCGUAUUUUUGUUAUUAAUGGACAUAUUUGAUUCAUUUAUUGACUUCACACUUACAUCAACACCUACAUAUUGAAUAUUUUAUAUGUGACUUUUAUAUGUUCAUAACUUUGAUUGUCAAGAUAAGAUAUGUUUUUUUUUAUAAUUCCGUACAAAAAGGUGUUUAAUUUCAAAACCAUUCACAAUGUUCUUCCUCCGAUGUUCUCUGAAGCGUUUACUAACUCUUUUCAAAAACUGUGUAUAUAUCUUUCUGUGCAUUUCCUCCUCUUUCCGUGUUUUUACUUAUUUAUCUUUCGGUAAAGUGGCAUGUCGUCAUAAUGUAUAACAUUCGGAACUGCCUCGGCUAUUAUCUAUAAUAUCCGAAGACUGACGGAAAAGGUCGAGUAGUUGAAUGCACAGGGGGCCCACACAGUGUUUGGAUGGUAUAUACUGCUUGAUAGUGACCUUAAAAUGAGAUUUUAGUCAUAACCUUAUAAUAUGUAUAUAAAUAUAGACAAGGGGCAUUACUCGCUAAAUAGAGAAUUUUCGAUCACCCUCAAAUUCAUGCGAGAUUUUCCACUAAUUAAAUAAAAAAAAUCCAAAAACUAUACUGCGUUGCAUAGCUUAUAUAAUCCACAA